Messenger RNA from Fukomys damarensis (Damara mole-rat), 4125 nucleotides. RefSeq names its product kelch like family member 9 (gene Klhl9). The transcript has a single exon. Gene Ontology annotation, biological process: protein ubiquitination; regulation of cytokinesis. The coding region runs from base 509 to 2362 and encodes 617 amino acids. Gene Ontology annotation, cellular component: Cul3-RING ubiquitin ligase complex. Gene Ontology annotation, molecular function: ubiquitin-protein transferase activity; cullin family protein binding. The record is from RefSeq and is a predicted model, not a curated record. Lineage: Eukaryota; Metazoa; Chordata; Mammalia; Rodentia; Bathyergidae.
UCCUAGCCCGGGGGAUCCUGGGACUAGUCCUUUCCGGAACUGCUCGGUUGCAGUCUGGGAUUAGGCUGGUGUUCCAGGCCCAGGCCCAGGCCCAGGCCCAGCGCGGGUGUUCCAGACCCUUGCUGGAAGGUAAGCUGCUGGCCGCGGCGACGCUGCUAACAGCGGAGGGCGCAGCUGGACGCGCACUGAGGGACCGGGCCUCAUCACGGAGCGAGCCACGGAGCUGCGGGACGUAGGGGCGCCUCCUCCUUGGCCCGGAGCAGCGGCAGGAGCGGCAGCACAGGCCGGACGAGGUGAACCGGGUCAUUUAACUGCCUUCAGGUGAUGAGUCAACAACCUAAUAAGCUGAUUUGAGGCCCGCAGGCCUUUGUGGACAGUUUUCAGUGCAAGACUGGUGUAUCUAGAGUGACUGCCCUUAAGAAAAGUGAGCUCUUUUGCUUUUUGGACAACCUUUCCUGUGAAACGUUCGGGUCCGAAUUUCUUUCCCUGUCAAGAGGAAGGCUUUCACAUGAAAGUGUCUCUUGGUAACGGCGAUAUGGGCGUCUCUGCCCACUUGCAGCCUUGCAAGGCUGGAACCACACGAUUUUUUACUAGCAAUACUCACAGUUCGGUGGUACUGCAAGGCUUUGAUCAGCUAAGAAUAGAAGGAUUGCUUUGUGACGUGACCCUAGUACCGGGUGAUGGAGAUGAAAUUUUCCCUGUUCACCGAGCGAUGAUGGCGUCUGCCAGUGAUUAUUUCAAGGCUAUGUUCACAGGUGGAAUGAAAGAACAAGAUUUAAUGUGCAUUAAGCUUCAUGGGGUGAACAAAGUUGGUCUGAAGAAAAUUAUUGACUUUAUAUAUACUGCCAAACUUUCUCUAAAUAUGGACAAUCUUCAGGACACACUUGAAGCUGCCAGCUUUUUACAAAUUUUGCCUGUUUUGGAUUUCUGCAAAGUAUUUCUUAUAUCAGGAGUCUCUUUGGAUAACUGUGUUGAGGUUGGACGAAUUGCUAACACCUAUAAUCUUAUAGAAGUGGAUAAAUACGUUAAUAAUUUCAUCCUGAAGAAUUUUCCUGCUUUAUUGAGUACUGGGGAAUUUCUAAAACUUCCUUUUGAACGGCUUGCCUUUGUGCUUUCCAGUAAUAGUCUUAAGCAUUGUACUGAACUUGAACUGUUCAAGGCUGCCUGCCGCUGGCUGAGGUUGGAAGAUCCUCGGAUGGAUUAUGCCGCAAAAUUAAUGAAGAAUAUUCGAUUUCCACUGAUGACACCACAGGACCUCAUCAAUUAUGUGCAGACAGUCGAUUUCAUGAGAACAGAUAAUACCUGUGUGAAUUUGCUUUUGGAAGCUAGCAAUUACCAAAUGAUGCCUUAUAUGCAGCCAGUGAUGCAGUCAGAUAGAACUGCCAUUCGAUCUGAUUCUACUCACUUGGUUACAUUAGGAGGGGUUUUGAGGCAGCAGCUGGUUGUUAGUAAAGAAUUAAGGAUGUAUGAUGAAAGAGCUCAAGAGUGGAGAUCCUUAGCUCCUAUGGAUGCUCCUCGUUACCAGCAUGGAAUUGCUGUCAUUGGAAACUUUCUUUAUGUAGUUGGUGGUCAAAGUAAUUAUGAUACAAAAGGAAAAACUGCAGUUGAUACAGUUUUCAGAUUUGACCCUCGGUAUAAUAAAUGGAUGCAGGUAGCAUCGUUAAAUGAAAAGCGUACAUUCUUCCACUUGAGUGCCCUCAAAGGACAUUUAUAUGCAGUUGGUGGGCGCAGUGCAGCUGGUGAACUGGCUACAGUAGAAUGUUACAAUCCAAGAAUGAAUGAAUGGAGCUAUGUUGCAAAAAUGAGUGAACCCCACUAUGGCCAUGCAGGAACAGUGUAUGGAGGCUUAAUGUAUAUUUCAGGAGGGAUUACCCAUGAUACUUUCCAAAAUGAGCUCAUGUGUUUUGAUCCGGAUACAGACAAAUGGACACAGAAGGCUCCAAUGACUACAGUCAGAGGUCUGCAUUGCAUGUGUACAGUUGGAGACAAGCUCUAUGUCAUUGGUGGCAACCAUUUCAGAGGAACGAGUGAUUAUGAUGAUGUUCUAAGCUGUGAAUACUAUUCACCAACCCUUGACCAAUGGACACCAAUUGCUGCUAUGUUAAGAGGUCAGAGUGAUGUUGGAGUUGCUGUUUUUGAAAACAAAAUUUAUGUUGUUGGUGGAUAUUCAUGGAAUAAUCGUUGUAUGGUAGAAAUUGUCCAGAAGUAUGACCCAGAAAAAGAUGAGUGGCAUAAAGUUUUUGAUCUUCCAGAGUCACUUGGUGGCAUUCGAGCUUGUACCCUCACUGUUUUUCCACCUGAAGAAAACCCUGGGUCACCUUCUAGAGAAUCACCUCUUUCAGCACCUUCAGAUCAUUCUUAGGUCUGAGCUGUUUAUAUCUUUGAAGUACAGUCAUGGAUAAUUUCAUACUUUCAGUUGUAUCUUAAAAUGAUUGAUAACGCAUAAAAAGGUAACAUGUUAUUUGUCUUGUUUGGCUUAGUAUGUUUAUCAAAUGGUUAACAAGUGCAUUGUGAAAAUGUAUUGAACAUAUCUAGCUAUUUUAACAUGAAAAGAGAUGUAGAAAAAAAUGUUUAGAUAUCUUUUUGUGGUGUUAUAUAGUCGAAUUGUAGGUGACUGUAGUAAAUGCAUAAUUAUGUCCAUUAUGCUUCAAAGCUGAAAAUUUUUAUCUGAAUGAAAAGUAUCAAUGGAGGCCACCUGCUCUAAUCUGAAAAAAUAAAAGGGUCAAGUAUUACUAGCUGCCUCCCUCCUUGCAUAGAGUGUUAGACAUAUCUGUCAGCUAUUUUAAUUGUGUGACUGCACUCAGAAUAUAUGAAGUUUAACAUAAUAACCUAAAGCCAGGAUUUGGAAUCUCUAAAGGAAAAAAAAAAUAUGUACACAGUACAAAUACAUAUGCACACACAUGCAUGUGUAAACUUUUGAAAUUGAUUAGCAUUCGAACUACAGUAAAAUGUUUAACUUUUAGCUUACACAGAACAGCUGUUUCUAUUUAAAUGCAAAUUCAGUAUCAAAAAUAAAUGUGUAGAAUUUAGAUAGCUAAAGGCUACAGACAAGUAGAUUUGUUAUUUGACUAAAUUGUUACUUCAGAUGAAGCUUAAUAUUACUUUUUCUGCUUGUAUGUUUUUUGUAGUGUUGUUUUUGUACAGAAUAGCAAAGUUGAAAUUUCAGAAUUAUUUUUGUUCUGUGAAUAUAAUUUUGCUUUUCUUGACCUUUUUGUUGAGCAACAUUUAUGAUAUGAAAAAGGCAAAUAAAUAUUGUGAACAAAGAUACAGGUUUUUAAGUUCAGUCUCCCAAUUUAGACAUUUUGACAUGAUUAUUUUGUAUUUGGGGUUGAUUGCCCUGGUGCUGCUCUAGCCCAUGUACAUCCUGAGCUAUGUAAUCUGCCUCAAGGCUAUGAUUUGAGCAAGCAGGAGAUAUACUCUGUCCUGCAUCAAAUCAGAAAAUGUCCUUUCAGUCUUGUCUCUAGGACAGGACUGACUAGAUUUCCUAAAAAGCCAGCUGCAGAAGGGUUAGAACAGUUUUGCCUUGCAGGCAGUACUAAAAUAGAUCAUCAGCUUCUUCAACACCUAGGGAUGAGAAUUAAUUACAUGGGUGAAAUUUUUAUAUCAACCUUACUAGCAAAUGGCAAUUAUAGGAGUCCUCUGUAAUGAGCAGUUCUGAAAAGAUGCUUUCCUGGAGUCUGCCUGAAGAAAAAAAAUGCAUAAAUGUAUAUCCCUGUAUCUGGGAAAUUAUCAAGAGUUUAAGUAAGGAGCUAUCUCCUUAUCCACGAUCCCAUAAUAAAACUCAGGAACAGGCAAAAGGAAUUAGUUUCUAGGGAUCUGAACCUUACAGCCCAUACGAGUGUUGAUGUAUUUUAAUGUUUUUUAUGAUUUCUACAUUGGCAGAAAUUUUCACACUUUACUUUUUUAAUUAUUCAGUUUUUUAUUACUAAAGAAUAGUACAUUUGAGUACAUUUAUAAAAUGGAAAAAUAGAAAUUGCUAUUGUCUAUUGAAUAAGCAAGAAAUGACAUUCCAACCAUUCUUUGAUUAUUAACGAGACUAAAUAUUUGUGUAUUUUGGAUAGCUGUGUUUCUUCCUUGAUCAAGUGUUCAUGCCCUUUACCCUUGUGAUACCUAUUGGAGUUACUU